AUGGCCACCUCAAAAGAACCCCCGGAAGGAGUCUACCACUAUGAGACCGCUGACGAAGUCCCCCUCGAAAUCCAAAAAUACUGGCACCAACGCUACGACAUCUUCUCCCUCUACGACUCCGGCAUCUGGAUGACUGACGCCGCCUGGUACGGCAUCACCCCGGAACCUGUCGCCACCCGCAUCGCCGCCGACAUCGCCUCCUUGGCCCCAGCACAUAAAACCAUCCUCGUGGACGCUUUCGCAGGGGCGGGAGGGAAUACGAUUGCUUUUGCGCUCUCAGGCAGGUGGAAGCAGAUUUUUGCUAUUGAGAGGGAUCCGGUUGUUUUGGCUUGUGCGAAGAGGAAUGCGGAGGUCUAUGGGGUUGGGAAGAAGAUUUUCUGGAUUGGAGGGGAUUCGUUGGUUGAGGUGCCGAGGCGGUUGAAGGCGCUGGGGGGAAGUGUGGUGGUUUUUGGGAGUCCGCCUUGGGGUGGUCCUACAUACAAGGACUGUGAGAUUUACGAUCUGAGUGGCAUGGAGCCUUACUCGCUGGAUCAACUACACAAGGCCUUUUCUGCUGUCACUAACGAUAUGGUGUUGUAUCUACCUCGGACUUCGGAUUUACGGCAACUAGUCAAAUAUGCCAAAGGGGAUGAGAAGAUGAAGGUCGUUCACUAUUGCAUGCACGGCGCGAGCAAGGCACUUUGCGUCUACCUUGGUACCUUAUCUGGAGGUUGA
Molecule: messenger RNA, 714 nt
Organism: Recurvomyces mirabilis
Lineage: Eukaryota; Fungi; Ascomycota; Dothideomycetes; Mycosphaerellales; Teratosphaeriaceae
Gene: tgs1
Product: putative diacylglycerol O-acyltransferase tgs1
Exons: 2
Coding region: 1-714 (237 amino acids)
Biological process (GO): 7-methylguanosine RNA capping; 7-methylguanosine cap hypermethylation
Cellular component (GO): nucleus
Molecular function (GO): RNA cap trimethylguanosine synthase activity
Source: RefSeq, a predicted model, not a curated record